AUGAAGCUUGCCUUCUCCGGCGUUGACAAACUCCUCUUAAUGUCCACACCUCAAGAUGAUCUCGAUUACCACAAUGUACCUCACGGCCAGGGUCGCGAAAAACAUAAUUUCGCAGCAAUAGAUGCUGCACGGGAGUCGGGGGUGAAAUAUAUCGUAUACGCAUCAUUAGCAUUUGGAUUAGAGAGUAAAGCGGGGGUGAUGCGUGCACAUUUGAGAACUGAAGCGUAUUUGACAACAUUGGCAGAUAUCAAGUGGACGAUUGUACGAGAGGGACUGUACCAGGAAUCCUGGCCGCUGUAUGCGGGUUUCUAUGAUACGGUUGCGGAUUCUAGAGAGGAAGUCGUGGUUGCGGGGGAUGGGGGAGUAAGUAUGAUUAGUUUGGAGGAUUUGGGGAUUGCGGAUGCGUUGGUAUUAGUGGAUAGGUCGGGGAUGUAUGAGGAGGAAUUUUUGUACUUGAGUCCGAGGGAAUCGGUGUUUUUGAAUGAGGUUCUGAAGACGGUGUCGAGGAUUAAGGGGAGGGAAAUCAGAUUGAAGAUUGUGUCAGAAUGGGAAUAUGUCGAGUAUUAUGCGGAGAAGGGGUUCCCGAGAGCGAUGUUGGAGUGGUGGGUUAGUAGUUAUAUGGCGCUAAGUGAAAAGGAGAGUGUGAGAUUAAGGAUGGAAAAUCGGAUGAGCUGUUAG
Botrytis porri is the source of this 678-nucleotide messenger RNA. RefSeq lists its product as uncharacterized. The record is from RefSeq and is a predicted model, not a curated record. The transcript has a single exon. Bases 1 to 678 code for a protein of 225 amino acids. Lineage: Eukaryota; Fungi; Ascomycota; Leotiomycetes; Helotiales; Sclerotiniaceae.